CCCUCUUCUCCUUCUCUCAUGUCCCCCUUUGAUCUCUCAAAUCCUUUUCCUCUCUUCUCUCUUGUCUCUUCAAGCACAUUGUUCUUCUUCCUUAGAUACUAUUAAGUUCAUAAUUUGUUUUUCUUCUUCGGUAUAUUAAGUGUUAUUUCUUCUUCUAGUUUAAUAUGAGAUUAUUCUCCUAAUUAAUCUUUAAGAUCCAUCGCCAUCGCCGGAGGUUUCCAAUCAGGGUUAGGGUUUUUGAGGGCCGGGAGUGGCGCCGGCGAAGGAGAGGAUGUUGAAUAGGAUCAUCAAGCGGGGGGGCCCCAAGCUCCCCAAAACCGACGCCAACGAGCCGCCUGCCGUCGUCGUCGGCCACGUCUCCCGCCCCGCCGCGGGCUGUGACACCUCCUCCGUCCCCUCGAUCGAGGCUCUCCCACUCUUCCGUGACGUCCCCGCGGGGGAGCGGCAAUCCCUCUUCAUCCGUAAGCUCCGGUUGUGUGCCGUCGUCUUCGACUUCUCCGACAUGAUCACCCUCCGCUGCGCCCGUGAGCGGGAGGUCAAGCGGCGGAACCUCGCGGAGCUUAUUGACUUCGUCCAGUCCAGCUCCGACCGCCUCGCCGAGCCUGUGCAGGAGGAGCUGGUCCGCACCAUCGCCACCAACAUCUUCCGCUGCCUGCCCCCGGCCGCCCACGAGAACACCGGCUCCGAGGCCGCCGCCGCCGCCGCCGCCGCCGCCGAUCCCGAGGAAGAGAACAUCUUUCUCGACCCCGCCUGGCCCCACCUCCAGCUUGUCUACGAGCUUCUCCUCCGCUACGUCGUCUCCUCCGACACGGACGCCAAGGUCGCCAAGCGCUUCAUCGACCACGCCUUCGUGCUUCGCGUCCUCGACCUCUUCGACUCUGGGGACCCUCGCGAGCGCGAGUAUCUCAAGACCAUCCUCCACCGCAUCUACGGCAAGUUCAUGGUCCACCGCCCCUUCAUCCGCAAGGCUAUCAGCAACAUCUUCUACCGGUUCAUCUUCGAGACGGAGCAGCACAGCGGCAUCGGUGAGCUGUUGGAUAUCCUCGGCAGCAUCAUCAACGGGUUCGCACUGCCCAUGAAGGAGGAGCACAAGCUGUUCCUCGUGCGGGUGCUCAUUCCCCUGCACAAGACGAAGCCGGCAGGGGUUUACCACCAUCAGCUCGCCUACUGCACAACGCAGUUCGUGGAGAAGGACUGCAAGCUUGCGUACACUGUGAUCCGAGGGCUGUUGAAGUAUUGGCCAGUGACCAACUGCCAGAAGGAGUUGCUGUUCCUCGGGGAGUUGGAGGAGGUACUGGAGACCACGCAGCCCACAGAGUUCCAGCAGUGUAUGGUUCCGUUGUUCAAGCAGAUCUCCCGCUGCCUCAAUAGCUCUCACUUCCAGGUUGCUGAACGGGCUCUCUAUCUUUGGAACAACGAUCACAUCGUCAGCUUGAUCUCGCAAAACUGCAGUAUCAUUUUGCCAGUCAUAUUCGAAGCACUGGAGAAGAACAUGCAGAGCCACUGGAACCAAGCAAUUCAUGGCCUAACCGCAAAUGUCCGAAAGAUGUUUCAAGACAUGGAUGGUGAUCUUUUUGAGGAUUGCCGACAGCAGUAUAUAGAGAGAGUAGCAAGUGCCAAAACCUUGGAAGAAGAACGAGAGCUGGCAUGGAGACAACUAGAAGCUGUAGUUGCAGCCAAAGCUGCUGGAGAAGCAAUCAUUCUUGUCAAUUAGCUUAGCUUGCAGCCUCUCUCUCUCUCUCUCUCUCUCUGUAUAUAUACACAUGUAUCUUCUUUUUUCCUUCAUGUUUUUCUGUGUAAUGUAAUUUAAUGUAUCAUUUGAGGAUUUGUCUGCCUGUGAUGAUGAAUUGUUUUUGAGAUUAUUGACUUUUCAGAGAGGUUGUAUUGCCUCUCCUGCUA
Molecule: messenger RNA, 1899 nt
Organism: Musa acuminata AAA Group (dessert banana)
Lineage: Eukaryota; Viridiplantae; Streptophyta; Magnoliopsida; Zingiberales; Musaceae
Product: serine/threonine protein phosphatase 2A 57 kDa regulatory subunit B' beta isoform-like
Exons: 2
Coding region: 272-1714 (480 amino acids)
Biological process (GO): signal transduction
Cellular component (GO): protein phosphatase type 2A complex
Molecular function (GO): protein phosphatase regulator activity
Source: RefSeq, a predicted model, not a curated record